Messenger RNA from Porites lobata, 2241 nucleotides. Lineage: Eukaryota; Metazoa; Cnidaria; Anthozoa; Scleractinia; Poritidae. The record is from the annotation of a GenBank genome assembly.
AUGGCGACUGCAACACCGUCACCCCUAGCCAGCUCUGUCGAGAAGACAAAUGGAAACAAGCUAAGUAGGCUUCUCAUCGAUGGCGGAACAACAGUGCUGAGGAAUAUUUUCGAUUCCCAUCAUCCUCCUGCCAACUUGGCUGCUAAUCUUAGUUCCAGACAUAUUCAUUCCAUUCUUACUAGACUUCGGCAUAGAAACAUUCUGAAUAGCAGUCAGUGGGACAAACUGUUUCCACCACCAGGUGGAGGGACACCAAACUCUAUUAACUUUGAUAUCACUCUUCUGUUCCUCUUGCUGACGAACAUUUGCGGACUAUCCCCUCCUCCCUCGGGCUCUUGGCACAAAAUGCCUCCCGCGAGUGACACCUCUAGAGAGGCUAACCUUGCUCGCAUGAAAUACUAUCGAAACGUGCUCUGUGGUCACGUGACAACAACUGGUAUUCCAAAACUAGUGUUCGAUGUUAAAUGGCAGGAAGUUAGUUCUGUUCUUGUUUCGCUUGGGUUGAAUCAGUCUGAAGUGGACAGAUUAAAGCGAGAGCCUUGUGGAGAGGAUUAUGUCAGCGCUGUUACUGAAUGGAUGAAAAAUGACGAGGAGAUCCAAUUCCAGCUGAAAGAUCUACUUACUAAACAACAACAAGUGCUCCAAACCCAACAGGAAGAUCACAGAACUCUUCAAGAUACACAACAAACGGUUGGCAGAGUGGAACAGACGCUUCAAGAUACGCACCAGGCAGUUGGCAAUUUGCAACAAAUGUUACAGGAAGUUCGGACAACCCAACAAGAAUCGCAGCAGCAGAUAAAGCGUGAGGCUGCAAAUGCUGAAGAAAGAGGAGAUAAAGCUGAAGAGGAUGAAGCUCUGAGAAAAUUAGCACAAGUUAGCACCGAGAGAGUCAUCCAGUAUCACUCUGGGAAAUACCUGGAGAAAACGCGCUUGCUCAUCUUUAAGAAGAUCAGGUUGUGGCUAGACGAUCUUGCAUCUGAAAAUCGUGUGAUGGUAAUCAGUGGAGAUGCAGGAAUGGGCAAAUCAGUUAUCGCCGCUAUCGUUUGUCAGAGAAUGCAACACGCUGGUCGGCUCUCAGGAAGUCACUUUUGUCAGCACAACAAGGAACGUUACAGAAACCCCAAGGUAAUGCUUCAAUCGUUAGCUUGUCAGCUGUGUGAUGUUUUACCAGAAUACAAAAGUGAACUUGUGAAGAAACUUUCUAGAAACUUGGGUGUGGACAUGAACAGCCUAGAAGUUCAGGAGCUGUUCGAAUUUCUUUUCGAAGAGCCUCUAUGCAGCGUAGGAGACCGUGGAAGAAAUUUGCUGUUAGUUAUUGAUGGCCUGGAUGAAAGUGAAUACAAAGGCCGCAAUGAUCUGCUUGAUGUCGUAGCUAAUCAUUUUUGUAAACUUCCUGUUUGGUUCCGGUUUCUUGUUACUACUCGACCUGAAGUAAAUAUUGCAGAUCGUCUUCAAAAGUUUAAUCCUAUUCAGCUGGAGCAAGAUAACGAAGAAAACGUGAAAGACAUUAGACUCUUCCUUGAAAAACAGUUGAGCAGCGUUAUUCAAUCGGGCUCUGAAGAUGUUGUUAUCGAUGCACUGGUCCGAAAGGCUGCAGGGCAUUUUUUAUAUGCUUAUUUGAUGGUCGAUUUUUUCAAGAAAAACUUUUCACUUCUCACCCCCGAGAACUUAGGAAGAACCUUACAUUCAGAUGUAUCGUCUGUUUAUCAGUCCUACUUCGAACGUUUAGAGAAAGAAUUGGAAAUUGGUGAGGACCAGUUUUUGACUUUUUUGAGUGCUAUGGCGGCGGCAAGAGAACCACUACCACGAGACUUUGUUUCUAAGAUGUUGCUUUCGGACUCGAAGUCCCCAUCUGGUCCUCGGAAAGUAACAAAAGCUAUUAACUCUAUCUCUACCCUUCUACCUGUUCAUGAUGACUGCAUUGUGUUCUUCCACAAAUCACUUAAGGACUGGUUGACUGACAGAACUACCUAUGGGCAACACAACUUCUCCGUAGAUGAAAAGCAAGGUCAUGCCAUGCUCUCUCAGCUCUGUACUAAUGAACUGAAUAACGUGAAAAGAAAAGGCGUUCACGGCUCCAAAUUCAGUAACACUGCAAGGUACGCGCUACAGCAUGGUGUUUAUCAUAUGCUCGAGUCCGAAGAGCUAGAUGAGAGUACAAGAAGCUUUGAAGAAAUCGUUAACAACUGUUACCAACUUAGACAUUGUGUUUGCAAAGCUAUGUGUAAACAACACGGCUAG